Messenger RNA from Lates calcarifer (barramundi perch), 4278 nucleotides. It is a transcript of the gene dipk2ab, whose product is annotated as divergent protein kinase domain 2Ab. Lineage: Eukaryota; Metazoa; Chordata; Actinopteri; Centropomidae. The record is from RefSeq and is a predicted model, not a curated record. The transcript has 4 exons. The coding region runs from base 739 to 2043 and encodes 434 amino acids.
UGUCGUAAAGGGUAAAGAGGCUGGUGUUGAAAAGAGUCGAAACAGAACCCAUUGUGGUGUUGGAGAGGAGUGAGUCGCUGCCUGAGAGAAGAAGAAAAGAGGCAAUUCCGUGACCACAAAGGGACUCAUGAUAAGCGGACUGAUAUGGACGUUACCGCACAGCACAGACGGUACUGUCCUUUGUGAAGAGGACCGCGUCGUCCACUCGGAAAGAUCCGGUAUAUGAAGAGUUAAGACUCGACAUCCCAACUGUUUAUUCCAGCAGCUAGCAGGCUAGCUGGCUAGAUACCUAGGAGCUAGAAAUGGGAAGCCCGUGUGAGUUUGCUUGAUAGAGAUCUUCGUCGAGCUUUGAAGAAGGUGUUUUCGCUUUGGACACUGGCGGCAGCGAUUUAAAGUAUCCGUUGCCCGCCUCAUAAGUAGCUGCAACUUUGAAGAAUGAUAUCAAGUGAGCGCUAAGCAUUUUACUACUACAGACCCGGAGAGGAAAAAAAGUCAGACAGGCCCGCUGGCUGGAGGUUGCACAUUAACACCAAGAAGGGAGAACAUGACUCACUGGCUUCUGCCAGAGACUGGCACGGGGCAGCUGUGCCAACCUUGCCCCUGCCUGCCGCUUUAGAAGCUACCCCGAUUAACCAUGACGGAAAGGCAUUGAGGUUAGCUCCCUGACGAUCAUCUCAAUACCUCUCCUCCCUGUCCCCCAAGAUCCCCCUUCCCCCCGCCCCUGUCCCGUUCCCCAUCAUGCUGCGCUUCCUGCCACUCAAACUUGGCCGCCUGUACCGCUGUCUGAAGCUCCUGUUGGUGGUGGGAUUGUUUGUCAUCUUGUUGAUGAACACCCACAACCUGUUCGCCUCCUUCCAGAAGAAUGAGCUCACUGACAGAAGAUUCAUCAACCUCAACAAGUGUCCCGCCUGCUUUGGCACCAGCUGGUGCCGAAAGUUCAUGAAUGGCCAGGUUUCCUUCGAGACCUGGGGUCGCCUGCGAUUCCUAGAUGUAUUCAAUGUCAAGAAUGUUUACUUUGCCCAGUACGGCGAGCCCAGAGAGGGCACCCGUCGCGUGGUGCUCAAACGGCUCGGCUCCAACCAGGAGCUGGCCGAAAUAGACCAGAAAAUCUGCAAGAGGGCAACGGGCAGGCCGCGCUGUGACCUCAUCCAAGCGAUGUACAAGACUGAAUUUGCCCGGAUCAACGGCGACGUUCGCCUGCUCACGCCAGAGGUGGUGGAGGGCUGGUCAGACCUGGUGCACUGCCCCUCUCAGAGGCUGCUGGAUCGUGUGGUCCGCAGGUAUGCUGAGACCAAAGACUCAGGCAGCUUCCUGCUCAAGAACCUCAAGGACACAGAGAGAAUGCAGCUGCUCAUGACCUUGGCCUUCAACCCGGAACCACUCGUACUACAGAGCUUUCCUUCAGACGAGGGGUGGCCAUUCGCCAAGUACCUGGGAGCGUGUGGGCGUGUGGUAGCUGUCAACUACGUGGGCGAGGAGCUCUGGAGCUUCUACAACGCACCAUGGGAAAAGAGGGUAGACUUGGCGCGCCAGCUGAUGGACAUCGCCGAACAGCUCACCAACAACGACUUUGAGUUUGCCCUUUACCUGCUCGACGUCAGCUUCGAUAACUUUGCGGUGGGCCCACGCGAUGGAAAGGUCAUCGUUGUCGACGCCGAGAACGUCCUUGUGGCGGACAAGAGGCUGAUCAAGCAGAACAAGCCAGAGAACUAUGACGUGUGGUACGAGAGCCGCUUUGAGGAGUGUGACAGGGAGGCCUGCCUGUCUUUCUCCAAGGACUCCCUUUGUUCCAGGGUCACUGUGGACCACAACUACUAUGCCGUGUGCCAGAACCUGCUGUCGCGGUACGCUACGUGGCGGGGUACCACCGGGGGCCUCCUCCACGACCCCCCUGCCCACAUAGCCAAAGAUGGACAACUGGAGGUUCUGUUGGACGAGUGUACCAAACCCAAAAAGCGCUACGGACGCUUCCAGGCAGCCAAGGAACUGCGCGAAUACCUCACACAGCUAGCCGCCGCCUCCUCCUCCGCUACGGCCAGGUAAUGAAUGGAGUCGGCGUUAGCCUUAAGCACUGAGAGACUGAAUCCUGUACUCUUUAUCUCCGGACUCUUGAGAUCCUGGUUCUUUGUACAUGAUGUCAUUCGCUCCCUUUCGUGCGUGCCGGAGCAGGAAGGUGUUAGAGGUCUUGCAUCAGGAAGUGUAAGAAUCAAACUUCAAAGCAGAUUUGUUAAAGCUUGAGCUUUUACCUGACUUUGCUCCUGUGUGAAAGAGGAGUGUGGCGCAAAGAGAUUCUGGUUAGAGCCGAGAUAGAGAGGGGAUAGAGGUAACCUAUCCUCCUCCCGGGGUGGGCCUGCCAUCUCUUGGGGGAGGGGUGGAGGGGAGGUGAGAAAGGGCUCUGGUAAACACAUCCCUCGCUGGACACCAGGCUAACGCAACCCAGAGCAUCCAAGCAGCAGCAACAACAACAACAGCAGCAGCAACAUCGCACAGCCCUGACCACAUCCAUUUUGCUGUUCACCCCUCAAUCCAUCAGAACUGUUGUGUUUUAUAGCAUUGAACCCUAACACCCGUUUCAUUUUGCCCCCAGGAUCUCUUGUUUUUGUUUUUUUGUUUUUUUUCUUUUGUCAGGGCUGAAUUUAAGUAGAUUGGUGCGUUUACAUUUUUGCUGUGCCAUGGCUUUUUUUUCUCUCUCUGUAGCAUGGCUGCAGGGAAGAUGGAGGUAGCAUGAAUCUCCCGCUGUCAGGCAGCAGGGAAGGCCGAGCUGCUGCAGGUAGGGAGGAGCAAGGCAGGGGGUCGGGGGGGGGUUGGCUUUCGUGCAAGAGAAAAAGAAAACCCUUGACGGCUAUAUAGGAGUAAUUUCCUGCUACUCCAAUCAAUCACUCAAUUUCCAGGUUCCAGGAUUGUGGCAAUCAUCUUUUCUUUUUUUCUGAGUGUUUUUUUUCCCUUUAAUAGGAAACCAGAGAGAGUGAGACAGCAGCACAUAGGAAAAAGGAAAGCGGUAAUUAGACAGCGGUGGUCCCUUGAUGCAGUUGUGCCUAUACCAAAGAGGCUAUAUGUGAUGUUAAGAACCCCGAGCAGUAUAGAGUGACAGCGCCUUUCCCUCCAGUUGUUCCCCGUUAGAGCUGUCCAAAGGAACAUUAAUGUGUACACAAUCUCAAAUGAGCUGGCAGCCCUGCAUACUGAUUUUCUCUUCAACAAGAACCAAGACAUUGGCAGUACUUAGUGUCACAUAAGCCCUUCUGCUUUGUUAAUAUCCCAUAGGAUUGAUAAAUGAUGAUCAGCUAGGCCCAGGCAUGCUUUUCUUCAACAAUGUGGAAAAAAGCUUGAGUAAGGAAAAAAAAGGGGAAGACGAAGUGAUUCUUAAGAGGAGUAGAAAACACGAUAAAACUGCAGAGUAGUGGCCUCUAGAGCCAGAUUCGCUUUAAAUGUCUGUAAUUGAUCAAUGAAUCCCAUUGUCAAAGUUCUCCCACUAGUGUUGGGUGCCAUAAGAUAUAUCAAGUAAAUGGUAUAAAAGGGAAUUGGAAAUAUACUAAAUUUUUUUCUCUUUGCUCCAGAACUGGCUUCUGACCUGCACUGUUAAAUUUUGCAGCCCAGAAAUUUCAGUUAAAUAUUUAAACGCACAGCACCACUCAGAGGGCGGGUUGAUUUUACACUCAGUGGACCAACAAAUGAAAGCAUAAUCACAAAUAUAGGCUAAUUCGGUAAUGGAUUAUGAGAGAUCUUACUCAACCUUUAAAAAAAAAAAAGAAGAAAAAAAAAAGAAAUGAAAGAAAAAGAAACCCCCCUCUCUGGCCACACAUUUCGUACGUCAUCUGUCUUGAUGACUCAGACUCUAAUUGCCCAGUGGAGUGUUGUGUAGCACGGUCAACAGACAAGGCCAAUAAUCAAGUAAAUGUGAGCCACUCCAUGUACGACAAAACUAGAAAAAAGCACAGCAGUUGCUUUUUUGGCCUUCUGCAAAACCAGGAGAGCUGAUGUGUGACUCUUUGUCAGUUUGGAAAAGCAAUAAAGAAAAGUUUGGCUAAUGUAUUUCUGCUUUUGAAGCACCCCCUCCUUUGUUGUGUCAGAUAUAUUUCAGUUUCCCCUGUCUGGAGGAACCUGGAGGGAUUUGUACGUGCAUAACUAACUGUUCACUUUUGUACUGUAAUUUUUUCUUUGAGUAUUAUAUCAGCAGUGUCUGAUUUUUCCUGUGCCUUUCAUUCAAAAGUUGUAUUUACAACUUUUAGUGGGUUUAAAUAUUAAAAUAAAUGAAGAUAUAUAUAUAUAUAUAUAGAUAUA